CCAGCUGGUGGAAACUUGCUACAACCGCCGGAGGCGGACAAAGAAGUUAUGUUUGAAAACAUUUUUAGCACUUUGUCAGGUCAUCCCUAUUCCUAAAAUCGUAUACCAAACCGUUUAUUGAUUGCAUGGCGUCAUGGUUAAAUGGACGGAAGAGGAGCGCUGCAUCAUCAGGGGAGUUUGGGAAAAAGUUGAUAUUGAUGAGGUUGGAGCACAGCUAUGGGCAAGAGCUUUGAUUGUUUACCCCUGGAUCGAGCGGUAUUUCGGCACUUUUGGGGACACAUUCACCACCACAGCGAUUUUAAACAACCCUAAACUGGCCGCUCUUGGAAAGAUCGUGCUGGCGGCUCUGGACACGGCCGUGAAGAACAUGGACAACUUCAAAGGGGCGUAUGCUUCUUUGAGCAGGGUGCACUACGAGAAAAUCAAAGUGGAUCCGGAACACUUCAGACUGUUGGCAGAAUGCAUUACCAUUGCCAUCGCCUGCAAACUCAAAGCUGAGCUGAGCCCACAGGUCCAGUCAACCUGGCAGAAGUUCCUCUCUGCUGUCGUGGAUUCAAUGAGCACUUAUCUCAUCUAAGCUGUAACACAUCGCUUGGAAGGCUUCCAAACGGAGAUAUCUCAGAGGUAUCUCUGCCAUGCCCAUACCGUGUUUGUUUUCUAUAAAAACCCCCACCACUUGUUGCUGAUCACGGCAUUC
Molecule: messenger RNA, 697 nt
Organism: Girardinichthys multiradiatus
Lineage: Eukaryota; Metazoa; Chordata; Actinopteri; Cyprinodontiformes; Goodeidae
Product: hemoglobin cathodic subunit beta-like
Exons: 4
Coding region: 134-577 (147 amino acids)
Biological process (GO): oxygen transport; hydrogen peroxide catabolic process
Cellular component (GO): blood microparticle; haptoglobin-hemoglobin complex; hemoglobin complex
Molecular function (GO): oxygen carrier activity; oxygen binding; organic acid binding
Source: RefSeq, a predicted model, not a curated record